AUGGUUAGGAAUAUUAUUGUGCUCGGAGGCUCGUCCCAUCCACAUCUUAAUAAGACGAUAUGUGAGCACCUCGGCAUUCCGAUGGCCAAUGUGCUGCUGUCGAAAUUCUCCGUCGGCGAAACUCGAGUGGAAAUCAACGAGUCUGUACGUGGCAAGGAUGUGUAUAUUAUUCAGUCAGGUGGAGGCAAGGUCAACGACCACUUGAUGGAGCUCCUAGUCAUCAUUUCAGCUUGCAAAACUGCUUCCGCAAAAAGAGUUACAGCUGUUCUCCCUCUGUUUCCUUACUCCCGUCAGAGCGAUAUCCCCUACAACAAGACUGGUGCUCCCCUCGUCAAGUCUUCCAUCCCCAGAUCCGAUACCACUCCUAAUUACACAUUCGAGAGCACGCCACCGACCCCGCAUGCUGGAAAAUCCGAAAGCAUGGGCCUGGUAAAUGGCAUCGAUGGUUUACAAAGGGGACUCACCCAGGUCCAGAUUGAGCAGCAUGAAAUGUCUUCCAGCGGUAGCCCUCAGAAGGCCCGUUUUGGCCAUUACGCCAACGGGCCGCUAAAGCGCAGCGACACAACGGACUCCACCAAGUCGGAUACGAGCAAUCGAAAUCGGAAUUCUACUAUUAUACCUCCAACCAACGGCAUUGUGAACAACGAUGAGAUCGCGAGUGUAGCGUCGAAUUCGUCGAAACUUAGCGCUUUCCACCCACGUCCCGGAUACCGACAGUGGGUUGCCCAGGCGGGCACCCUCGUGGCGGACCUCCUCACAUGUGCUGGCGCAGAUCACAUUAUCACUAUGGACUUGCAUGAUCCCCAGUACCAAGGGUUCUUUGAUAUCCCGGUUGAUAAUCUUUACGGUCGACCAUUGUUAAAGAAAUAUAUCACGGAGAAUAUCCCGAAUUACAAGUCAAGCAUUAUCGUCAGCCCUGACGCUGGAGGAGCGAAACGGGCCACCGCGAUAGCUGACUCGCUUGGAAUGGACUUUGCAUUGAUUCAUAAGGAACGUCGCCCAACCAGAAUCACAGACCGCCAGAACGCAACCAUGAUGCUAGUGGGUGAUGUCAAAGAUCGAACUGCCAUCCUGAUUGACGAUCUUGCGGAUACUUCUAAUACUAUCACGCGGGCCGCAAAACUUCUGAAGAAAGAAGGCGCUUCGCGGGUAUAUGCGCUUGUCACACACGGAAUCCUUAGCGGAGACGCUAUUGAGCGAAUCAAUGCUAGCGCACUGGAUAAGGUGGUCGUUACAAACAGUGUGGCGCAAGACGAACACCGAAUUCGUUGCCCAAAAUUGGAAGUACUCGAGGUUGGCCAUGUAUUUGCUGAGGCUAUACGUCGUGUCCACCACGGGGAAAGUAUCAGUGUUCUCUUCCAAUACGACUGA
This is a messenger RNA of Blastomyces dermatitidis ER-3, 1371 nucleotides long. RefSeq names its product ribose-phosphate pyrophosphokinase. The record is from RefSeq and is a predicted model, not a curated record. The coding region runs from base 1 to 1371 and encodes 456 amino acids. Gene Ontology annotation, biological process: purine nucleotide biosynthetic process; 5-phosphoribose 1-diphosphate biosynthetic process. Gene Ontology annotation, molecular function: ribose phosphate diphosphokinase activity; magnesium ion binding. Lineage: Eukaryota; Fungi; Ascomycota; Eurotiomycetes; Onygenales; Ajellomycetaceae. The transcript is spliced from 3 exons. Gene Ontology annotation, cellular component: ribose phosphate diphosphokinase complex; cytoplasm.